AUGGCAGCGAUCAUGCGCGAACGGGGCAAGCCAAGUCGUGAAAAUCGACUUCAUUCUGGAGAUUUCUGUGCCGAUCGAAUUGGUUUGACCUCAUAUCAAGUAUGUCCUGAUGCCAGCUGGUCGAAGCACAACGAUACAACCAUCUACAUGCGUUUCAUUCAAUUUUUCUUUGCAGCUCGAUUGGGCAGGUUCUGGGUGCAAGCCUGCGGGGCUUUGGCGAGGCAAUUUUACGCGGCCAAGCUUUUGCGAUUCCCAUUGCAUUCAAAGUUGCACUAUCUUGAUCACUCCUACCGCUUCCUGCAAUACCACGUUGCCAAUUCUGAAUACGUGUACAACAUUUUGAACGAAUCAGUCCAACAAGAUGAGGAUUUUGUUGGCCAGCAGGCUCGACUUUCAAGGCGCGUGAGCCCUGUAACAAAUUCGUACAGAAGCUUAGAACGGUAUUGUGCUCGAGCUCGCAAAAUUUGGGGCUAA
Molecule: messenger RNA, 474 nt
Organism: Symbiodinium pilosum
Lineage: Eukaryota; Dinophyceae; Suessiales; Symbiodiniaceae
Source: the annotation of a GenBank genome assembly